Aspergillus uvarum CBS 121591 is the source of this 507-nucleotide messenger RNA. RefSeq lists its product as uncharacterized. Lineage: Eukaryota; Fungi; Ascomycota; Eurotiomycetes; Eurotiales; Aspergillaceae. The transcript is spliced from 2 exons. The record is from RefSeq and is a predicted model, not a curated record. The annotation marks the transcript as partial. Gene Ontology annotation, cellular component: mitochondrion.
ACCUCCCCAUCUCCACCCGCCCCGAAAGACCUCCGCGCGCGCCUGCAGCGAUUCAACGACCGCCUUCCCCGGUUCCUACGCACCUACACCACCCCGCUCCUAGGCGCGCCCGCAACGCACGUCACCUCGUUCCUCAUCCUCCACGAGCUCACCGCCAUUGUCCCCUUAUUCGGGCUGGCGGGCGCCUUCCACUACGGCAACUGGUUGCCCGACCUGACCGCCAGCGAGUCCUUCCAGCAGGGCACGCAGCGGUUCCAGCGGUGGCUGCGCAAGAAAGGCUGGGUGGAUGCGGAUACGCAGGUGGAUCUGGCCGCCCUCGAGGGCGGUGCAGAGGGGGGGAGAGCCCAAACGGAAGGGGUGCGUCUCGUGCUGGAGUUUGCGACGGCGUAUACGGUGACCAAGUUUCUCCUGCCGGUGCGGAUUGCGGCGAGUGUCUGGGCGACGCCGUGGUUUGCGAGGGUGGUGCUUGGGCCCCUGGGGAAGGGGGUUAGGGGUCUUCUCGGGAAG